Messenger RNA from Plasmodium coatneyi, 723 nucleotides. RefSeq lists its product as uncharacterized. The coding region runs from base 1 to 723 and encodes 240 amino acids. The transcript is spliced from 2 exons. Lineage: Eukaryota; Apicomplexa; Aconoidasida; Haemosporida; Plasmodiidae. The record is from RefSeq and is a predicted model, not a curated record.
AUGGAGAGAGGACAUUUUUACUUAAAAGAACAACUGGAGAAUGACCAGUUUAACAGGAGCAUACAAGAGGAGUACAAGCAAAGGUUUGGAAUAGCUACUAAAAAUGAUGACCAUGUGGAGGAGACCUUGGUGGAUGCUCCUUCCAGAAGGGGUGCCCCCACCGAAGCGAAGAAACCACCCCUGCAGAAGUACGUUUCCCCAUUUAUCGACUUAGGAAAAAGAUUCUACUCCUCUCUGACGUUGUUCUACGAACCCAAGUUAAUCCACUUGUCCAUUUUGUUAACGACCCUGUGGGCUUUUAAAAGCAUUAAGUGCAUUAACCAGUUGCUUAUCCAUAAGUAUGCCGACCUGCACUAUCAAAUAACUCGUCCCGACUCACUCAGGAGUAGGUACAAAGCAUUCAAGGUGUUAGCCCUAGGGGGGUCUGUUCUCCCUGGAUGCUUUAUCGGUUUUAGUCUGUAUGAUUUCUACUGGGGAAGGACCAACUCGGUUCUCAUUCCAAAAAACGAGGGGUCCUCCCCGGGGAAGAAUGCUUCUCCUCUUAUCCCAUACACCCUACGGAGGGACAUAUCGAGAAAGAUGCGCCUGCUGAAGGAGAAAACCCUCUUCUUCGCGAAGGACCUGGCCGAGAAUAACAACUUGAAAAGGUUAUCCAAGGAAUACCACAGAAGCCUCGACCGGCGUCUGCAUGGCCUCAGCGUAAAGAAGGACCCGAUGGAAUAA